UGUUCACCGAUUACCGUGACCAUGUCUACCGUGUGAUGUUGAACAUCGGCCAUAUCAUAACGACUUUGACGGCCGCAUUCUUUGUCGUUGCAAGCUAUGUGAUCUUAUUCAACACGUUUCUACCGCUCUCUGGUAUUCAUGCCCUUGACGUCCUCGCACAAGACACCCAUUACAAGUACUUUACCCUAUUCAUCAUUCCCAUGGGCGCAUACUUUGUGAUUGCAAACUGGGUAGGCUGGCAGUACUACCAGAAUUCUUGAUUCAUAUCCAGGGAUAAGGCAGAAUUCCAGCACACACAACGCACGGCACCAGAUAUUCGAGCAUAAACUUUUGAUACAAGUAUUGCCAAGUCUAGCCUGCGAUGG
Messenger RNA from Suillus discolor, 365 nucleotides. RefSeq lists its product as uncharacterized. The coding region runs from base 36 to 260 and encodes 74 amino acids. The transcript has 3 exons. The record is from RefSeq and is a predicted model, not a curated record. NCBI's taxonomy places the organism in Eukaryota, Fungi, Basidiomycota, Agaricomycetes, Boletales, Suillaceae.